AUGCCAAGGGGCCGGGCGGCCCGCCUCCCACCCACGUGGCUGGCAACGGCUCCCACCCACCCCCGCUCCGCUGCAGUGUGUCACGUGCGGCCGGUGCCUGUCCUUCGCAGCCCGGCUAAGAGACGCGUGCCUGGGAUGCGGAGGAUGGCCGCGGGCUUGGGCCCCGGGCUGGAGCGCGGCGGCGGCGGCGGCGGCGGCUCGGCGGCGGAGCGGGAGCAGGCGCGCAAGGUGGAGGCGGCGCGCGGCCGCGGCGGGAGCGGCACCUACCUCUUGUGCACGUUGCUGCUGGGCCAGGCCGGCGCCAACGCCGCGCUGGCCGGCUGGCUGUGCGCCGCGCUGCACGCCGACCCCAGCCCCCUGGUGGAGGCCGGCCGAGGCGUGCCCUGGGUGCCCGUGCUGCUCUGCACCGGCCUGGUCUUCCUGGGCGGGGAGGUGUUGCCCUACUCGGUGUGCUCCCGCCACGGGCUGGCCAUCGCUGCGCGCACGCUUUGCCUCACCCGCUUGCUCAUGGCUGCCACCUUCCCGCUCUGCUAUCCGCUCAGCCGCCUGCUGGACUGGGCCUUGCGGCAGGAGCUGAGCACCUUCUCCACGCGGGAGCGGCUGAUGGAGACGCUGCGUACGGCUGACCCACAUGGGGACCUGGUGAGUGGGGAGCUGGCCAUGGUGCAAGGCGCGCUGGAGCUGCGUACCAAAGCGGUUGAGGACAUCCUGACGCCCCUGACUGACUGCUUCAUGUUGCGCUCGGAUGCCGUGCUGGACUUUGCCACCAUCUCUGAGAUCCUUCGCUCCGGCUACACACGCAUUCCAGUCUACGAAGGCGAGCGGCGCGACAACAUUGUCGACUUGCUAUUCGUCAAGGACUUGGCCUUCGUAGAUCCUGAUGACUGCACCCCUCUGCAGACCGUCACCCGUUUCUACCGCCGGCCGCUACACUGCGUUUUCCAUGACACACGACUGGAUGCUCUACUUGAGGAGUUCAAGAAGGGAAAAUCGCAUCUGGCAAUUGUGCAGCGGGUGAAUAAUGAAGGGGAAGGAGAUCCCUUCUACGAAGUGAUGGGGAUUGUCACCCUUGAAGAUGUGAUUGAGGAAAUCAUCAAAUCAGAGAUUCUGGAUGAAACAGACCUCUACACUGACAGUGAGAAGAAGGAGCGGGCACCCCAUCGGGGUCGGAAACCCCACGACUUCUCCAUUUUCCGGCUUUCAGAUACUGAGAUAAGAGUGAAGAUUUCUCCUCAGCUUCUGCUGGCCACACAUCGCUUCAUGGCUACAGAGGUGGAGCCCUUCAAGCCACCAUAUCUCUCAGAGAAGAUCCUGCUGCGGCUCCUCAAACAGCCCAAUGUCAUCCAGGAAAUGAAAUUUGACCACAAGAACAAACGAGCACCCGAACACUACCUCUAUCAGCGCAACAGGCCUGUUGACUACUUUGUGCUCAUCUUGCAGGGAAGAGUGGAGGUGGAAGUAGGAAAAGAAGGCCUACGUUUCGAGAAUGGAGCCUUUACUUACUAUGGCAUCCCAGCCAUCAUGGCUGUUGUUUGCUCAGAUAAUGAUGUGCGCAAAAUGAGCAGCCUGGCGGGAUCUUCUUUCCUGUUGAACCAGUCACCUUCCCGAUGCAGUGGCCUGAAUCGCUCUGAAUCCCCUAUCCGAGAGCGUAAUGACUACGGAGGCAGCAGCACGCAGCUCCACAGUGGCAGCAACAACAACAUCUACACGCCAGACUACUCCGUACACAUCCUCUGUGAUGUACAGUUUAUCAAGAUCACUCGGCAGCAGUACCAGACUGCACUGGGUGCUAGCCACAUGGACAGCUCACCCCAGACCCCUGACUUGGAGGUUUUUAAUGAUGGAGACUCCACAAAGGCUCCCACAGUCAGGGGCACUCCACAGACACCCAAGGAUGAUCCUGCCAUUCUCCUGAAUAUGAGAAACAGCAUUGUAGUUAGCCAUUCAGAUGGCCUGAAGAGCCCCACAGACUCUGUGUUUUUGCACAUGGAGGGAAUUCCUCACAUCCAAGAGGAGCUGGCAGAGGGCACAGAAAGCAACACACAGCAGAAAAACGAGGGCUGUGCUGUCACACUGGAACCUGAGGCUUCAAACAGAGAAAUGGAGACCAGCACUUCCCCAAGUGGUCCCGAGGAGCCCCUAGGCAAGAAAUUGCUCCGUACCCUCAGCGGGAGGAGAAGAAAGCCAUCAGCAGAGAGUGAAAAGAGUUCUGAUGAUACUUCCAACUUCACACCACUCAUCACAUGAGUGGCCUUGAGCCUCCCACAGGUCUGCAGCAUGACAACUAACUGACAAGGUUCAUGUGUGCGUGUGAUGGCACUUGCUCCUCUCCC
Gekko japonicus is the source of this 2333-nucleotide messenger RNA. It is a transcript of the gene CNNM1, whose product is annotated as cyclin and CBS domain divalent metal cation transport mediator 1. The transcript is spliced from 13 exons. The record is from RefSeq and is a predicted model, not a curated record. Gene Ontology annotation, biological process: magnesium ion homeostasis; transport. Bases 1 to 2247 code for a protein of 748 amino acids. Gene Ontology annotation, molecular function: transmembrane transporter activity. Gene Ontology annotation, cellular component: plasma membrane. NCBI's taxonomy places the organism in Eukaryota, Metazoa, Chordata, Lepidosauria, Squamata, Gekkonidae.